UAUACCACACCCCAUUGCUUAAUAAAAAAAACAGGGGGUAGGAUCGUAAAUCCAGGUGCCAUCAUUCAGGCUACAACUGUUACCAUGCCACAAAGUUAAAGAAAAAAACGCCAGACACCACUGCAUCAAUCGGUUCGUGUUCAGAUAAAUACUUAUCAAUAGGUUUCCAUCUUCCAUUACAGACCACCUUCAAAACCACACACACAGACAUGAAGUUCUGGGUGUGGAAUAAUAGUAGCAGCACUAGUAACUCACUGUUCUACUGUGUUGAACAAAAUAAGCCAUGUAUUGGGUGGUGGGUGGACAAGUAUUUCAAAGAUUGUCUCUGCAAUGUCAAUGACGAAGUUUCUUUUGGAUUUGGAAUCAUAAGCCUUGUUUGUUGGGGUGUUGCUGAAAUCCCGCAGAUUAUUACCAACUUUCGUACUAAAUCUAGCCAUGGUGUGUCACUCAUCUUCUUGCUAACGUGGAUUGCAGGGGAUGUUUUUAAUCUUGUGGGUUGUCUUCUUGAACCUGCAACUUUGCCCACACAGUAUUACACGGCUAUUCUUUACACUGCAAGCACGGUAAUCUUGGUGUUGCAAAGCUUGUACUAUGAUCAUAUCUAUGCGUUGUUGAAAUCAGGGAAAAUCGAAGUCGGUAGUCCCGAGGUGGAAGAAGUCAAGAAACCUCUUAAACAAAAAUUUACUGGAUCACAAAGUCGUGCCAUCAGACCAAACCAAUCACACCACCAGGGCUACUAUUUCACGUCAGCAAGAUCAUUGGCUGCAAGUUCAACCCCGCCUAAUAGAGCUUGUCCGUGGAAAGCAAGAAGUGGUCCAGCCUCGGCUAUGGCUGUUGAUAGUGAUGAUUCUUCAGAAGAUGAGUCAUCUGCUCAGAUACCAAUGACAAAGACUGCUUCCCAGCCUAAGCCCAUACCACGCUCCGUUGGUUAUGGAGCAUUUUUGGCUACUUCACUAUAUAUGCCUUCACACGCCAAGGGUUUAGUGCGAGUUUACGCUUACAGGAACCUUCUACAAGAUAAUGGUGGAUCUAAUUAUGGCCAAUGGUUAGGGUGGCUGAUGGCUGCUAUAUACAUGGGCGGUCGGAUUCCUCAAAUUGUCUUAAAUAUCAAAAGAGGCAGUGUUGAGGGUUUGAAUCCUCUCAUGUUUAUUUUUGCUCUUGUCGCCAAUGCAACUUAUGUUGGAAGCAUUCUUGUAAGAAGUACGGAAUGGGAGAGAAUUAAAGCAAACAUGCCUUGGUUGCUUGAUGCUGCAGUUUGUGUGGCGCUUGAUGCUUUUAUCAUAAUGCAGUAUGUAUACUACAGAUACUUCUUGAAACGAGUCCCAAACAGUGAUGAGGAUGAUGAUUAUCAUUGUGACUACUAGCAAGCAAAGAAGACUCGCAUGAGUCGAUGAACAAAAGCUUCCUGGUUAACACUAAAAAAUGAAGAAUGCUUCAAGUGGAUUAUAAGUAAGUUCCUUGUAUUUGUUUGGAUUAUGUGGAUGAUAUGUUUUGCGACUGGCAUUUUAAUGUCGCUAUUGGGUGUCAUGAAGAUAUGUUAGGCAUUGUUUAAAUUUUCUGAUUCA
Molecule: messenger RNA, 1565 nt
Organism: Helianthus annuus (common sunflower)
Lineage: Eukaryota; Viridiplantae; Streptophyta; Magnoliopsida; Asterales; Asteraceae
Product: probable vacuolar amino acid transporter YPQ1
Exons: 12
Coding region: 210-1364 (384 amino acids)
Source: RefSeq, a predicted model, not a curated record